CCCACCGGGAACGAGAAUGCCACGUGUUUGUCUAGGCUUUGAUGAGCGAUUGCGAGACGUGAUGCCCUCCUCUUUGGACAAUAUUAUUACAACAACACUUGUGAGUUGUUGUGACCAAAACUUUUAGUGCUUUUUUUUUGCUAUGUUGUAGAAGUUUAUUCUGUGAAGAACAUUAUUGUUACUAGGUCGUGGAUAAUAGUUAAUGUUUGUAUAGACAACUAUUCAAUUUGGAAAAAUUCAAACUAAACAAAAAAAAAGUCGAGUUUGUUUGCUGUAUCUCCUUGCUAAAGUUUGAUUUGCUCUAUAUAGUGUGUGUACUUUUCACCUGUUAUAUUAUAUAUAUAUAUAUCCCUUACUUAUUAAUGAAGAAACAAUUUGAAAAAGAAACCUUGAAAAGGUAGAAUAUUUACAAGGAUGCCAUCCUGAGGUGGCAGUUCCACAUUCUCUCUCAGCCAACAUAUUAAACUACCCAAGGUUCACUAGAGUAUUUACAAAAAAUGCCAUUCCCAUCCAAAUAUAUCGUGGUCCUAAACUUCCCACAUUACCUUAUAAUAAAAUUUAUAACCUACGGCACUCUCUUCUCACUAAGACAUAAACAAUAGAAUUAAUAAUAUCCCCUCUUCCCACAUUACCUUAUAAAAAAAUUAUUUGACUUGAUUAUUUCAAUUCAAACCGUUAAUUUCAUGCCAACCAAGACAUUAAUACAUAUGUUCGUAGACAGAGAGUUUAUUAUAUUUCAUUUACCAAAACGUGAAUUUCAUGACAACCAAGAAAUACAUAUGUUCGUAGCCAGAGAAUUUCAUGCCAACCAAGAAUUAUUAUUAUUUCAAACUCUCCUCACAUAAGGGUCUUCGAUGACACCACUUCCAUGUGUAUAUGUGCUACUUUCAUUUACUUAACAAUUGUUUUUCAAAAUUCGAGCUUUGAACUUAAAUUAUAAUAAAAUAGACAUGAUUUCUAAGGUGGCACAAUUACUUCAUAAACAAUUCGAUGAAGAAGAGACGGUUUAGAUUGGUAGAAUUUAAAACAUAACCACUUAUUGCAAAAACUAUUCAAUUUUUUCUGGUUUUCCAAAUUUUAUUGUGCAAUGUAUCUAGCCUAAAAACUUUGCUAAGUACGUCCGUUUAAUAUGUACGAUGUGGACUUUUUUAUUUUAGGUUAGUAUCUAUAAGUAUUGCCUAAAUUAGGUAAAUAAAACCAAUUGGAAUCCCGUAGAUAUGGUAAAUUAUUAUGAUGAUUCCGCAAGUUUAUACCACAUUUAUAGAGAAUAUGUGAAUCAGUGACCUUCUAUGGUAAACAUAGAAUAUAUUAUGCUCUGAUUUCAAAGUGAUUGACAAUCUAUUUCUAUUCCAUUUAUUGCCUUAGAGUACGCAUCAAGUCACGUUAAUUCUGUGAUUUCCUCUUAUAUAACAGUAAGGAGGAUGUACGUCAUUUCUACAAUCAAAUAAACAUUUCUAUAGAGCAAAACACAAAAAAAAAUGGCUGCGAUGAACAACAUUUCUGAGUUGAAACCUUUCAAGUCAAUGUGGAAGGUUAAGGUUAAAAUCAUUCGGCUAUGGAAGCAAUAUUCAGCUGCCGGGGGCGAGACUAUUGAAAUGGUUUUCGUGGAUUCUAGAGGUGAUAAGAUUCAUGGGACCGUGAAGAAGGAUGAAGUGGGCCAGUUCGCCCAUGUGCUGCACCAGGGACAAACGAAACUCCUAAUUAAUUUUACGGUCACCCAUUCAAGUGGUUCUUAUCGGACAACCAAACAUCCAUACAAGGUGGUUUUCCUUCCUACAACCCGUGUCAGGAUAUGUGAGGCGUUGCCUUACAACAUGACUGGAUUGGAGCCGGUUAAUUACCGUGCUGUACUCAAUGGGAAGCUCGAUCCAGACUUCUUAGUUGAUGUUGUCGGCCAAGUUGUUGAAGUGUCCCACAUUGAAGUUGUGUCCGUCAAUGGUAAGGACACCCAGAAGAUCUCUGUGGAACUGCGUGAUACUGAGGAUGAACGUCUCCCCCUGGUGUUAUGGGGGAAGUUUGCAGAGGACAUCAGUGAUGCAGUUCAGUUGCGUUCUGAGAACACAGUUAUUUGUGUUCUGAGGUUUGGCAAAAUUAAAAUUUGGAAAGAUGAGCGUAGUGUCUCCAAUGCAUACAACGUCUCAGAUGUGACAGUAAACCCAGAGAACAUCGCUGAGGUCCAAGCUUUCAUACGUUUGUUACCAAAAGAUGAUUUGAAAUUGUCUAUUGUUGACUCUAAGCCGCUUGCGUUGGCGAAUGCUGUGUCUGAAAAGGAUGACUUUUUUGUGCACACACCUAGAAAGACUAUUGCUGAGGUCCUUGAAUCGAGACAGGUGGAGAAGUGUAUUGUAAUGGCCACAAUUGCGGGUAUCGACUCUGACAUGGGUUGGUACUACCUGAGUUGCAAGGUCUGUGCCAAGAAGGUAAUUACAGUGCCUAACGACAACUAUGAUGAUGGAGAUGAGCACGAUGUUCUUGCAUGCAAUUACUAUUGUCCCAAAUGCAAGACUAACAGCCCCAAACUAUUGCCAAGGUACAAGUUGCAUUUGGUUGUUCUUGACAAUACCAAGGACUGCAAGUUUCUCCUCUUUGAUAAUCUGGCACUACAACUGCUGCGCCAACCAUGUAUUGAGCUCACUGGUCCUAUUACUGAUGAGAUUCAGGAUCCUGAUGUGUUGCCUCCCAUUCUCAACGAUUUAAAGGGAAAAACUUUUCUUUUCAAGAUUCAGAUUGAAAAGGAGAAUUUUGUUUACAAGCAUGACACAUUUAAGGUCCUCAAGAUUAUCACAAAUCUUGGAAUGAUAAAUGAGUUUGAAGCGGCCCAAUCUCCUACGGGAAGUGAAAACAUGCUAUCUGGGACAUUUUCAACUCAGUCUGAUGCACCUGAGGGGUCUUUGAUGAUCCAGGGUGGUUCAUCUGGGUCAACUGAUCUGACACCAGCAAAGCGCACCAGGACACCAAUCAUCAAUUUGGAGGAGGCUUUUGAUCAGAACUCGGUUACAAAAAUGGCGUGUACCAUAAAGGUCAAGAAAGAGAAGUUCGAAAAAAGUGGCUAGAGUGAGGAUGGGGUUAUUUGUGUGCUGGAGCAGAGGCUUUUGUUUCAUUUAUUUUGAGAUUUUCGUUUUGCAUUUUCAAUUUUUGGAUUUUAGUUCGAUUUGAAGUUCUUUGAAGCUUCAUAUCAUAUGUUGUUCAAGUUUAUUCAGAAAACUAAUAUGAUGCCUCUGCUCUUUAUGAGUUUCUAUUUCUUAUGCUUAAUCAGUUUUUAAGUUGAUUUGAGUCGCUUUUAAGCUAUAUUUUACACUAUCAUUAAGAGCAAGUUUGAUUCAGACGAACUGACGAGAUUAACCUUCCUAACGUUUCAAUCUAUAAUAUACUUUUUGAACUAACCUUUGAUCACCAGUUGAGCUGAAUGGGAAAUAUCUUUCUUGCUUUCUCCAUAAUGUCAUCCAUUCUGAUCGUCUGAUUCUCCAUGACAGAGAUAUUCUGAUUCUGCGGUAACAGUACAAAACUUAUCCAUAGGUUUUAACAGUAAAAGAAUAACUCCCGGUCUGCAAGUAGCUUGAAGUUAUCUGAACAAAACAGUAGAAUGGAAAGCACUUACAUUUGUCGUUCAGAAUGGGGAGAAAAUGGUUGUAGAAACUCAGAACAUAUCUUCGUUACCCUACAAUGUUUAGUAAGAUCAGUAUUAAAGGUAUAGAGAAAACUAACACAAUAGUCAUUAAAUUAAAAGGUUGAGAUUUUAGUUUACCAAAUUCUGUCCAUGUCUGAAUUUACAAUUGAAUCACUGUAAGAUUCUCAGGUGAUGGAUCCAAGCUGCAAUUGAGGACAGAGAUAUAUUAGUGCAUAAGGAUUUAAU
This is a messenger RNA of Brassica rapa (field mustard), 3853 nucleotides long. RefSeq names its product replication protein A 70 kDa DNA-binding subunit C. NCBI's taxonomy places the organism in Eukaryota, Viridiplantae, Streptophyta, Magnoliopsida, Brassicales, Brassicaceae. The record is from RefSeq and is a predicted model, not a curated record.